Diachasmimorpha longicaudata is the source of this 5778-nucleotide messenger RNA. RefSeq lists its product as uncharacterized. NCBI's taxonomy places the organism in Eukaryota, Metazoa, Arthropoda, Insecta, Hymenoptera, Braconidae. Bases 1 to 5778 code for a protein of 1925 amino acids. The transcript has 13 exons. Gene Ontology annotation, molecular function: aspartic-type endopeptidase activity; nucleic acid binding. The record is from RefSeq and is a predicted model, not a curated record. Gene Ontology annotation, biological process: DNA integration; proteolysis.
AUGUAUUCGCUUUUGUUGUUCCGCAGUUGUUGCGUGGCAAGCCCGCAAUUACUUGUUCUUACGAUUUUCCUCCGCGAUCGGUUCGACGACUCGAUUCUUUUCGGGGUAGUAAGUCCCGAAUUAUUCUUCUUGGCUGGAACGGCGGUUAAUCGGACGACUGCGAUGAGACCGAUGAAAGGGGUCGUACACACUAGCAGAGCGACGGGGCUUGUCGACACCUCUCGUGUCAUUGGUCAAAGAUUGUCGGGGGGAGUUAGCCCAUUUGCCACUUCUUCUAUACGGUUCCAAAUUCCUGGGUCUUCCGCGCAAACCUUUGAGCCUAAUUGUGGAAAAAUUCCUCAAUUACUUAAUGAUACGGAGGGUCGACAGUUUAUAGUCGGACUCCGGAAAAGUGCUAUAAAUGUUCAUAGACUCCUGAUACUCACUAGUCCUCAGGAACUAAUCAAAUCAACCCUCCUCCCUCUACCUCCAGUAUUGACCAAUCACAUCACAUUGCGUACCAUCCCAUUGCCCGCCUUUUCGGAAAAACUCUCACUCGCCGAAAUUUGUAUAAACAUUUCCCGCGGUUUAAUUUCAUUUUUCUUUAGUUUGAACUGGUGGAACUUACAACUCCACCAGAAUUACUCAAUAAUUGUUAAUUCGCGGCGAAACAUUUUUUGGUCCUUCGAGCCGGAUACCCUUGUGAAUCAAUAUUUUCGUGCUAAAUCUAUCGUGAUUUUUGAAAAAUUGACAGUUCAGCGAAAAUUUGUGAUAAAAUUCAACUUAGUGCAUUCCCCCAAGGACAAAAGGGUUGACGAAGAAUCUUCCUCGCCAGCCGGGUUCAGGUCGACAUCCAGAAUUGGCAAGAGGACACCGUCAUCGUCACCUGAGAAAGCUGCUCCUCCUCUAUCCUCACCACCAUCGCAGAACACCAGAUCUAGGAAGGUGCUGUUUAGCAAGCUGAAGAGGCUGAGCAGUUGGUUGGUGAGUGAAGAAGUCAAUAACACACUUAUAGAGACUCUCGAGCUCAAACUUGAAGACCUUACAACUAAAUUCCGCAAAUGGGAAAUUGAUCAGGAAAAUCGCAUAUUGCAAGACCAAGCCCAUGAAACAGAGCACGAGAAAGAAGGAGAAUCAAUCUCCAAUAUGUAUUUUAACAUCGCGGGUCAAUUCAAACGUGCAAUUAAUGAGAGGAAGGAUACAGCUACUGUAUCAUCACCUAAUAGCAAUCCUUCUGAAUCCAGGGAACACUUCGUCGGGAACUCCGCAAAGUUGCCAGAUCUUUGCUUGCCAAAAUUCGACGGAAGUUUUGAAAAAUACCGUAAUUUUCACGAUGAGUUCGAGGCUGCCGUCCAUUCUAAUAAAAAACUCACAAAUGUCACAAAACUACAAUAUCUCAAAUCAUGUUUAACUGGAGAUGCGCACGAUCUCAUCAAAGAGUUAGAUAUCACAAACAAGAAUUACGACGUUGGAUGGAAACUCUUGGAAGAUACAUUCAACAACUCCCGUUUGAUUCUUCGUCGUCACUGCACACUCCUACUUCAUCUCUACAAGAAAAAAGAUUCAUCCCGUUCCCUGCUAGAAAUUGUGAAUGCUGUACGCUCUCAGCUUCGUCCUCUAGACUCUCUGGCUGACAAAGAAAAACCAUUUAACGCUCUCCUCAUCACCAUCAUACUUGAGCUCCUGAGUGAUGAGGUCGUUUUCCAAUGGGAAAACACUCUCCCCGAUAAGGAAAUGCCAAAAGUCAACCAUCUGUUAGAUUUCAUACAACGACGUGGAUUAUGUGUAAAAUCCACUGAAGUUGGGAAGACUUUAAACUACAAGGACAGUUCAAGUAAAUUUGAGGCUCAUGGUAAAAACAAAAAGAAGAAAAAUCCAUCAUCAUACGCUAACUCUUCAGCAGCGACAGUUAGCCGACCAACUGGAUCAACUCAGGUGUUCCACACAAGUGUCCAGAAACCAUGCACUGUGUGCCAGGGUGCUCACAAGAUCUACGGUUGUCCAAGGUUUCAGGAGAUGUCUCAACAAGAACGAUUGAAACUUGUUUUCAGUCAGAAUCGUUGCCUCAACUGCCUGGGUGUAGGACAUGUCUGCUCCACAAGUUCGAGGAAUCACCCACUUCAAGCCAAGUCCAGCCUGGAUCCAAUUGACAAUCAGCAAGGGCACCUUCCGAAAGUCUCCUGCAACGUAUCUCACUUAACACAGAUAUUCCAGAAACCAGUACCAUGUCGGAUGUUGUUGGAUACCGGCUCCUCAUCAAGUUUCAUUACGACAGAAUUAGCUGAAAAACUUCAAUUACCCAAGGUGCAGUGCUCCAUAUCGGUUGGUGCCCUCAACGACUUGUCAACAGUAGCCAACUAUCGUGUAACUGCUACUGUCCAGUCUCGUCACAAUAACUUCAGGAAAGAUCUCGAUUUACUGGCCAUACCGGCUAUUUCCUCAUUGAUUCCUGGACAACAGAUUGACCGAAAGGCUUUACAAUUAACUCCUGAUGUUCGCGAUCAUCUUGCUGAUCCAGAGUUUCAUAAACCUUCACCGGUUCAAAUGUUGCUGAGCUCCGGACACUCCAUAUCUACGUUGGCUGUUGGGCAACGCAGAAUCCCUCACACUAGAAAUCUCAUCGCUCAAAACACGCCGCUCAACACGAUGAUGUUAGCCUGUGAAAAACAUUUUACAGAACACGUCUCUCGCACUCCAGAAGGACGGUACAUGGUCGCAUUGCCGUUCAAUAACUUGAAGGAGCAUCUUGGUUCCUCUAGCUCCCAAGCUCACCGCCAUUUUCUUGCCCUUGAAAGGAAAUUUCGCGUCAAUCCAGACCUCUUGCAAGAAUACAGAAAGGUCAUGGAGGAAUAUAAACAGCUGGGACAUAUGAAGAAGGUAACCAAUGAGAUUGAAGAUGGCUUCUAUCUCCCACAUCAUGCUGUCAUCAAGAUGUCCAGCAUGACCACCAAGGUGCGGGUUGUCUUCGAUGGAUCCGCCAAGUCUAGCAGCAAACACAGUCUGAAUGAUGCCCUGAUGGUGGGGCCAACUAUCCAAGACGACAUCUUCUCGCUCAUAGUACGUUUUCGAGUACCAGGGUUUGUGCUCACAGGUGACAUCGAGAAGAUGUAUCGCCAAGUACUCGUAGCCCCCGAUGACAGGAAGUUUCAACGGAUAAUCUGGAGGGACCAACCAACAGAUAAAGAUGUUACGGUCUAUGAACUCCAAACAGUCACCUUCGGCCUAGCUCCUGCUCCUUAUUUAGCUACCCGCUGCCUUCAUCAACUUGCAGACCAUGAAAAUGACAAUUUCCCUGUUGCCUCUACCAUAUUAAAACGAGACCUGUACGUGGAUGACGUUCUCACCGGUGCCAACUCCCUCGAAGACACAUGGCAGCUCCGGAAUGAACUGAUCGCGCUACUGAGGAAAGGUGGAUUCAAUCUUCGACAGUGUGCAUCGAACUCUUCAGCUGUGCUCCAAGGCCUUCCGGACUCUGCAGUCAACCUCCAGUUACUCGGGGGUGACGAUCCAAAGCUGAAGGCACUAGGAGUCCAUUGGGACUCUCAGCAAGAUGAUAUAGUCUACACUGUCAACCCAUUUGCUACCGAAGAGACGAUCACCAUGCGCACCAUUGCCUCUGAUGUAGCGCGCAUUUUUGACCCGCUUGGACUACUGAACCCUGUCAUCACACAUGCCAAGAUCAUUCAGCUUGAGCUGUGGAGACUGAAGUUAGACUGGGACGAUUCAGUACCACAGGAAGUAUCCACAAGAUGGGAAGAUCUGGCUGCCCAACUUCCUCUUCUGAAUGAUCUCCGUUUUCAACGUCACAUUAUUAUUAUUCAUCCUAAAUAUGUUGCACUCCAUGGUUUUUCAGAUGCUAGUGAAAAGGCUUAUGGAGCCUGUCUCUACCUUCGUUCUGUUGACUCAGAUGGAAACAGCAAGGUCCAUCUCUGGUGUGCUAAAUCUCGGAUCACACCAUUGAAGAGUUCACAGACCAUUCCUCGGCUGGAGCUCUGUGCCGCUGAAUUGCUGACUGAGCUCUACGUCACAACGAAGAAGGCGACUAACAUCAACCCAGACAAGGAGAUUUUUUGGACAGACUCCAUGAUCACCCUGCAGUGGAUCAAUAAAUCCGCCCAUACUCUGCAAACGUUUGUCGCGAAUCGAGAGGCAAAAAUCCAACAACGAACCAACCCAGACGAUUGGAGACACGUUCGUACAUACGAUAAUCCUGCUGAUGCUAUCUCUAGAGGACAACUCCCGACUGACUUUUUGGAGAAUGCGCUAUGGAAACAUGGGCCCAACUGGCUCACCGGGGGAGAAGAGACCUGGCCAUAUACGCCAAUUGAAGUAGCAGCCGAGGUGCCUGACUCCAAGAAGACCUUGUGCCUAACCACAUCCUCAAAAUCAAAGGCACCGUCUCCAAUCUCGACACAUUCCUCAACCUCUUCAAAGAUUCACAUUCCUGACAAUCCUCUCCUUUCAUAUUUCUCAUCCUUCUACAAACUUCGUCGUUUUGUUGCACUGACUCUUCGAUGGUUUAACAUUUAUAGAUUACGGAAAACCGCUGGACCCAGCCAUGGACAGCGUGGUAGAGGUCUCAUACGAGUUGGAGGAAGAUUAGAAAAGGCCAAGACUAUUAACUUCGAUGAAAGGCAUCCUAUCGUCUUACCACCGUUCCAUCACAUUACUCGCUUACUGAUUGAAGCUAGCCAUUUUGACAACUGCCAUACUGGAACGCAGGCUACCCUGCACCUCUUGAGACGUAAGUACUGGCCAAUGGAUGGUCGGCGGCAAAUUCGUCACGUCAUCAACAAGUGCGUCACCUGCUGCAAAUUCAAACCUGCCCCUGUCAACUACAUCAUGGGAGAUCUUCCAGCCCAGCGUGUGACUCAAUCCAAACCGUUUGAACAUACAGGCGUCGAUUACUGUGGGCCACUUUUCAUUAAGGAAAAGAAGCAUCGAAACCGCGGAAGGAUCAAGGUCUGGAUCUCAUUAUUUGUCUGUUUUACCACAAAAGCAGUUCAUAUUGAGGUUGUCGAUGACCUCAGUACAGAAGAGUUCCUGGCUGCAUUUAGCAGAUUCCUUUCCAGACACCCCACAUGCAACUCCAUGUACUCAGAUCACGGAACCAAUUUCGUAGACGCAAAGAACGAACUGAAGGAGCUUGAUGCCCUUUUAGACCAAGAGGGCUAUAAAGAAAAGGUUCAGCAACACCUGGUUCAACAUGGCAUCCAGUGGAGUUUCAUCCCUCCACGUGCUCCUCACUGUGGUGGUCUCUGGGAAGCUGCAGUCAAGUCGUUCAAGUAUCAUUUGAGGAGAGUCAUUGGACAUCAGCUUCUCACUCAUGAACAGGUCAACACUCUUCGUAUCAAAAUUGAAGGUAUUUUGAAUUCUCGUCCACUAACUCCUCUGUCCACAGACCCAAAUGACUUGACUGUUCUCACUCCGGCUCAUUUCCUCCACGGGAGCUCUACAAGGGAUCUUCCAGCACCAGAGUUUUUGCAUACGCCAAGCAACCGACUGUCAUACUGGGAACAUCUCGAAAAACUCAAGCAAGAGUUUUGGUCCAGAUGGCACAAUGAAUACCUGAGUGAGCUGCAGAUUCGCCAUAAGUGGAUCGAUGGUGAUCAUCGUAUCAAGGAGGGUUCCUUGGUUCUACUACGAGAGGACAAUCUACCUCCAAUGCAAUGGCGGAUGGCCCGCAUCUUGGAAACUUAUCCUGCUUCCGACAACAUCAUCAGGAAGGUUAAAGUUAAAACCACUAAUGGUGUAGUGGAAAAGAAUGUCAAGAAGCUGUGCCUAUUGCCGAUUGACUAA